AUGACAAUAACAGAUUUAGCUCGACAAAUGCAAAAGUACUUGCUGACGAGGUCAGAUACUAAGGAGUUGGUGCUACAGACAUGGCUGAAAGAUAACGUAUCGCCAAUUGUCAUAUUUGACUUCUUAGGUGUCAAAACUAUGUCUGGUCUGGUUGGCGAUGAAGAUGCGCUUGCUUUGUGUCUGUGGUAUGUCCGAAUGUACUGGGAUGUUUGGUGUCCUGAUCACGUUAAUACUUCCUUCAAAUACUCCACGUUUUUGGCUCUUUUUAAAAAAAUGUCAAGCGAUGACACGGUGAAGACGCUAUUUACGGAUUCACGCUAUAAGAUACUCGACAAGGAAGUUGAUUUUGGGUUCGGUAGCCACUUAAAAAAUCUCAAGUUUAUGUCGAUAAGGUCUCGCUGGUUGUUGAAAGACUAUAAGCCGCAAACUAUUUUUCGUUCUUUUUUCCCAUCAGGAGAAUUUACGGAUCGAAGUCAUGAAACUUUGCAGGUUAUCGCGUUUAUUAACCAAUACCGAUCGCAAGACACGUUCACCAAAAAAGCAACCGGACCUGCGUUGAAAGACCUAGCAACUGGUAUGCUUGAUUACAUUUCCGACCCUUCGACUAUGAUAGAAGUAGAUAAGAUGACUCCACCCAUUUAUUGGCAAAUUUUUGUAGCUCAACACGCCGAAAAUGAACGUUUGCUAUCGAGAUGGCACGAAUAUACCACUGAGUGGAGUGUUAAACACAAGCUGGCAUUUGAAGACGUGAUAAAGCUGGAUGUGCCGACUAGUCUUCAAGUGGCCGAACGGGAAACUCUUAAGCGAAAAUCUGCCGCGGUAGUGCAUACGAACGAGUUGCAACGGGAGGGAUCACCUGCUCAUAAGAAGCUUAGAAGAAAUCCUUAG
Plasmopara halstedii is the source of this 888-nucleotide messenger RNA. RefSeq lists its product as uncharacterized. The coding region runs from base 1 to 888 and encodes 295 amino acids. The transcript is spliced from 2 exons. The record is from RefSeq and is a predicted model, not a curated record. NCBI's taxonomy places the organism in Eukaryota, Oomycota, Peronosporomycetes, Peronosporales, Peronosporaceae.